Stylonychia lemnae is the source of this 201-nucleotide messenger RNA. The record is from the annotation of a GenBank genome assembly. NCBI's taxonomy places the organism in Eukaryota, Ciliophora, Spirotrichea, Sporadotrichida, Oxytrichidae.
AUGAGGCAUCUAUCUUACUUCCCUGAGUUAUUCUGGAUUCCAAUAAUCAGUCCCUUCUUCCAUCUCUCAAUACCAGCCUAUAUUUACUUGGGCAUUCUAGGAUUCUUCGGGUAAUAUGACAAGGUAGUCAAGUUCUACACCGAAUUGGUAACAGUUUAUUAUCCAAUGACUGGUAUUGACGAAUAUCGCGUCUUAAGUUGA